Messenger RNA from Zea mays, 886 nucleotides. RefSeq lists its product as uncharacterized. The transcript has a single exon. The coding region runs from base 112 to 483 and encodes 123 amino acids. NCBI's taxonomy places the organism in Eukaryota, Viridiplantae, Streptophyta, Magnoliopsida, Poales, Poaceae. The record is from RefSeq and is a predicted model, not a curated record.
CUAGCUGCGACUGCGAUGCAAGCAUCGCACGCACCCAGCCAACACACACAGAGACACCAGCAGGGGAUCUGAGGCCGGCCGGCGCCGGACGGGGCACGUACCCGUACACGCAUGCAGCUUGCCAUGUCUCCGUCGUCGUCGCUACGCCGCACCGCGGCGGCCUUCGUCUUCGUCGCGCUCCUCGGCCUGGCGUCGUCGUCUCUGCUGCAGCUGCAAGCGGCCAGGACGACGCCGAGCGAUGGCCAGGGACGGCGUCUAGAACCGCGGCAGAAGCAGGAGGAGGAAGAAGUGCACGCAGCGACGACGACGAGUAGCAGUAGCAGGUCCGGAUCUACACCUGCGUCAGCGUCGGUGCAAGAAAGGCCGCCCCCGCUCGAGCUCGACCUUCUGCCGCCGCCGCCCACCAUCACUGUUGAGGAGGCAUCGUCGCCACCCCGCAGCCGCAUGCUGGGCUCGGUGCCCAGCCCCGGCGUCGGCCACUAGCUACCUCUCCUUCUCCGUCUUCCCACCUCCACGCCCCGUGCGCCGGCCCAUGUUCUUCCACCAUCGAUCGCCACACCUCGACCUCGUGCCAAGUACUGGUAGCGCAACCAUGCGAGCGCGCGCGUACUAUUAAUAUUGAUUAUACCCUCUGUAAUCUCAGUUCCAGAGUUCCUGCUUCAGUUUCAGAAAGAGAGAUCUCCUCACAAGCCAUGACGCGCACACACAUCACAUGCAUCAGCACCGGAGUUUCAGAUUCAUAUACAUGCUAAACUUGAAGUUUUUGGGUUAUACAUAUAUUGUCCAUUUAUUCAUGGCGCUUUCUGGUUGCUGUGUGGUGUGUGGAAUGUUGCGAAAAAAAAAACGAGUUCAAGCUCGUCGACGUUUCACGUGGGAUUCCCUUUAA